AUGCGAGUGGAGAACAUGGACCGUGAUUGGAAAGAUGGUGUCAUGUUCAAUGCGUUAGUUCACAGAUGGAAACCAGAUGUGGUGGACAUGGAAAAAGUGCGGGCAACUGAACCGCGAGAGAAUCUGGAAAAUGCAUUUGAAUUGGCUCACAAACAUUUGGGCAUUAGUAAACUGUUGGAGAUUGAUGAUGUACUGUGUGCGAAGCCGGACAAACGUUCCAUCAUUACUUACGUUUCACAAUUUGUCCGAACUUAUGGAAAGCCUGCUCCUGUCGAGGAGCACAAUGUGCACACAGAAUUUCUGGAAUGGCUUGCUUUCACAAGCCAAUUGGAUCUGAGAAACAACGAACAAGGGCUAUGA
Messenger RNA from Ostertagia ostertagi, 360 nucleotides. The record is from the annotation of a GenBank genome assembly. NCBI's taxonomy places the organism in Eukaryota, Metazoa, Nematoda, Chromadorea, Rhabditida, Trichostrongylidae.